Molecule: messenger RNA, 240 nt
Organism: Cladophialophora psammophila CBS 110553
Lineage: Eukaryota; Fungi; Ascomycota; Eurotiomycetes; Chaetothyriales; Herpotrichiellaceae
Exons: 2
Coding region: 1-240 (79 amino acids)
Biological process (GO): copper ion transport
Cellular component (GO): cytosol
Molecular function (GO): metal ion binding; copper chaperone activity
Source: RefSeq, a predicted model, not a curated record
AUGUCUGAACACCACUACAAGUUCAACGUGACAAUGACCUGCGGCGGCUGCUCCGGCGCCGUGGAGCGCGUGCUCAAGAAACUCGACGGCGUCAAAAACUACACCGUCUCCCUCGACACACAAACCGCUGACGUAACGACCGAGGACUCGGUCUCGUACGAGACCGUGCUGGAGAAGAUCAAAAAGACCGGCAAGACAGUAAACUCGGGCGAGGCGGACGGCGUGAGCAUGGCCGUGUAA